CCACCGGAUGUAAUUGGGUAUAUUGUUUCUUCCUUGUAGGUGCUAGCAGGAAAAGGCGCAGCUAGUAAACAGCUGAAGAAAGGCUGUCGGUGAGGUUUAAAGCUGUGAAACACCGAGCUAACAGAGCUUCUGUGUUAAUGUGAGGGUUUCUGGCUCUGUGGUUCUCCCUGUUACCGUCUGCGGGUAUCUCAGCGGCUCUCAGCGGCAGAGAAAGCGGAGCGUCGGGCCGGCAGUCAGUUAGCAGCUAACCGAGCAGCAGAGCAGCUCUACCGGACGGAGCGCAGAGAUGAUCGCGCUGAUCAACAAACUCCUGGACUGGUUCAAGGCUCUGUUCUGGAAGGAGGAGAUGGAGCUGACCCUGGUGGGGUUGCAGUACUCCGGGAAGACCACCUUUGUUAAUGUGAUAGCGUCGGGUCAGUUCAGUGAAGACAUGAUCCCUACAGUGGGAUUCAACAUGAGGAAGAUUACCAAGGGCAACGUCACCAUCAAGCUGUGGGACAUCGGCGGCCAGCCGCGCUUCAGGAGCAUGUGGGAGCGUUACUGUCGAGGCGUCAGCGCCAUUGUGUACAUGGUGGAUGCAGCAGACCCAGAGAAGAUCGAAGCCUCCAAGAACGAACUGCACAACCUGCUGGAUAAACCACAGCUGCAGGGGAUUCCUGUUCUGGUUCUGGGCAAUAAAAGGGAUCUGGUUGGAGCUCUGGAUGAGAAGGAGCUGAUAGAGAGGAUGAACCUGUCGGCCAUCCAGGACAGAGAGAUCUGCUGCUACUCUAUCUCCUGCAAGGAGAAAGACAACAUCGACAUCACUCUCCAGUGGCUGAUCCAACACUCCAGGACUAAGAGGAGUUCCUGAGAAACGAUGCGACCCAAACAGAACAAGCCACGCCCACCAGACCGCCCUGCUCCUCCUCCCCCUCCCUCCCUCCCUCCUUCCUGUCUUCACCUAAACACCACUUCACCUCAUCUCCACAGCUCCAUGUGCCCUGAUCCCACCCUGCGAUGAUUCAUGUUGAGGUUCCAAACAUUCCUGGUUUUAUCCCAGGAAAAUAUGCUGCUGUUUUUCAGCAUUAAAGGAUUUUUUAAAAAACUUUAAAGCAAAUCCAGAAUCAACUAUUUCAGCCUCGUUUUAAUGGUAGCGGGACAAAACGAUACCGAUGUUUAUCUGUGAAAGCCUUUAAAUCUGCUGCUGAAGACAAGCAGUUUGAGAAGCUUCCAUCCAGCUUCUGAACAAUUGAUCGUCUCACCUGGAGUCUGUCUCAUCUCUGAGCUUUUAACAACACAGAGAUGCCUCACUCUGAGUGCAUAAUCAGUGCUGAAAUCACGGUUAAGAAUUGACAGAAAGAAUGCCGUUACGGAUCUGUGGAAACACCAGCACACUAACACAGCACAGACCUGCUGAUGUUUUUAUCACGAAGCAGCAGAUUUCAGAAAGAAUUCCCUGGAAAUUUAAGGUUUUUAAUUAGUCAGUUUAUAGAGUUUCAGAGCAGAAUCUGGUAUAUGUGAAAAUAAUCCGAACCCAGCAGCAGUUCCUCAAACCGAACUCCAGAGAGGCGUUACCGAUGAUCGUCCUCCCCUCCCUGUUUUCCUCCUCCCUCUCUACCUCCACAUCCUUCAUCCCUCCAUUCUUCCUAGGAAUCCCUUCCUCCGUCUGUCUCCUGCUCGUCCUCCUCUGGACAUCUGUCCUUUUCUUUCUGCUUCUCUGAUGUUUUGUCGCCUCGCCGUCUCUUCCUCCCGCUAAGCGAGGGAUUAAAACCUUUUUCUUAUUGCACUGUUGUUUUUGGUUUUGUAAGAUAUUAAUAAUAAGAAUAAUUUUAAUAAUCUAAUUGUGACCUAACCCUGAUGUGUGGUACUUUACCUGAAGGCCAUUGUAAUUGUUUCUGUCUGUAAUUAGAUUUUUAUUCAUGUUUGUUUUAUAUUGUUUUUUUAUUGUUUUAUGAUUUGUCUAACCGGAGUUCAGUGUUUCUUAUUGGACCAGCGGUGUCAUGUGAUCUCAUGGAACAUCUGCAUCAUGUUGAACUAAAUGAAGCUUGUAAUCACGUGUAAAAUUUUUAAUUUAAACUCUGAUUAUAAGACUAAACCUCU
Molecule: messenger RNA, 2079 nt
Organism: Girardinichthys multiradiatus
Lineage: Eukaryota; Metazoa; Chordata; Actinopteri; Cyprinodontiformes; Goodeidae
Product: ADP-ribosylation factor-like protein 8A
Exons: 7
Coding region: 287-850 (187 amino acids)
Biological process (GO): protein transport; anterograde axonal transport
Cellular component (GO): lysosomal membrane
Molecular function (GO): GTP binding; GTPase activity
Source: RefSeq, a predicted model, not a curated record